Molecule: messenger RNA, 5945 nt
Organism: Brassica rapa (field mustard)
Lineage: Eukaryota; Viridiplantae; Streptophyta; Magnoliopsida; Brassicales; Brassicaceae
Product: scarecrow-like protein 34
Source: RefSeq, a predicted model, not a curated record
GAGUGGGAAGUAAAAAGUUGGAAAUUAUUAGUUAAACUAUCUAAUCAUAUUUUAUUUGUCUUACAUAGUGCGAAUAUGAUAAUCUCACCACCGACUGACUUUCAUAACAAUAGAUGAUUAACAAUAACAAACAAGAUAUAAUAUUGACUACAGUAUUGUUUGGUUUCUCUUUAAUACUAUAUGAAAGAUAACAACUUAGAUUCGAAUUGAUCAUAUCCUUAAACGUGUUCACAUUAACAAUUUCAUCAUAACAAAAAUCGUAAAUAUGUAAACUGAAGAAAAAUUAGUAGAUAAAACAAUACUCCAAAAAGUUUUAGCUUUGUGGAUCUGCAAGUGUGUUAACUCAAAUUUUUCAUAUGAAUACAUAUUUUUUUGUAAUAGUUAAAGAGUAAUUGGCGUAGAUGCACCGAGAAACCCAUGUAAUUUGUCAUAUAACUUUGUUUUUUAAAAAUAUUUUUAGUGACUAUAAUACCCUUAUCUCUAUCUCUAUCUUUUCUUCUUAUUAUGUGUUCUAAUCUAUUUAUCUCUCGUACAAAUUCUUCAAAUCAUCUUCUAAUUCAAUUCAAAUCUUUAUUUUUUUAUUCUGAUUCUUUUGACAUCCAUAAUGCUAAUCUUAUUAUCUCAUCUCAAUUCCGAUGUUUCCAAUUUCGAAUCACAAUCAACUUUUAGAUAAUAUAUACGUUAGUAGGUAUUUUAUUACUUAUCUGCUAUUAUUUAGAUUUUAAUGGAUUCUUAAUCGAUAUAUGAAGUGUUAGCUGUUACAAAUAGAUUUGAAGCUAUUUAAUAGAUAACUAAUUAAUUGUUAAUAGUUUCAUUAACUGAUAUAUGAUUUGUUAGUCGAUACAUUUGUUUGAUACAUAGAUUGUUAGAUGAUACUGAAAUUAUUAGCGGAUAUGUUAGUUGGUAUGUAGAUUGUUACCUGCUAUGUAAAUAUUUAACUGAUAGAUCUAGAGUUACUUGUUUUCGACAAAGCAUAAGGGCAUUUUCGUCCGCAUAGUGUCAAAAAGUUACUAUUUUUGGGUUAUUCCACACAUUGUCUCAUAGUUAAAUCUCACAACAAUCCAAAAAAUAGCUAUUUACUGUAUAUUUUAGACUGAAUUGAUUAUAGUUACUAUUCUUGUAUCACUCCAGUAUGAUCCAGCUAAACAAAACAACUCUUUAGAUCACUCCACUGAAAUAAGGAUAUUGAAAUUACUAUUACAAACAGUCAAUUAAUUAUGAAUCAGGACAAAAGUUACCAUCAACCAUCUAUAAAAAGUGCAAUAAUCCAUUUGUAAGUUUGCCAAUUAUUUUUUCUAAACGGUUUAACCGAAUCAUUUGGUUAAUUCAAGUACUGUAUCUAAAAACCUGGCAACUGAUGGCGCCAAAUUGUCAAAUAUUAUACCACAUAACAAUAUAAAGAAAAUAAAAUCGUCCAGGAUCCUCUUUCAAACUCGAAAGGCUUCCUGGCCGAGUGGAUUUCUGAUUCGUAUAAAGAGGACAUAGGACAAUUUAAGUGUCCUUUUAUUAAAUUAUUGAAAAAACUGUAUCUUUCAUCAAUUUGUUCUUCUCUAUUAGUUUAUAAUAAUACCAUACAAAAACAAUACCUAUAUCCCCACCCACUUACACAGACCAUUUCCUCCAACACAAACUUUUCCUCCAUAGCAUCUGAAUCGGCGCAUCUCUAACUCAACAGGUACGGUUGCAAACUUUGUUUCUUACUAAAAAUAAAACCUGCCUACUUGGUAUUACUAAACAUCACCGCUUUGUGAUUAGUUCUGUUUUGCUGUUUAUUAUCUUGAUCAGGGAGAGCAAAAAGAUUCAACCUCUAAACCAGGUUUUCUCUCGGAGACUUUCAGUAUUAAGGGUUUCUUGUGGAACAAUUCUUAGGGUUUGUUAGGGUUCUUGAGAAAACUGAUGGGUUCUUAUUCUGCUGGGUUCCCUGGAUCAUUUGACAACUUCGAUUUCAAUUAUGGAGACGGCUUCUAUUUGGAUGAUCAAGCUUUACUAGAAAUCCCAUCUCCCUUUCCUCCUCCUCCUCCAGCUCCUCCUCAUCCGGAUCCAUAUUCACAUGCUGCUGAUGCUGAAUCUGAUUUCUCUGAUUCUGUUCUGAAAUACAUAAGCCAAGUGCUUAUGGAAGAAGACAUGGAGGAGAAGCCUUGUAUGUUUCACGACGCUUUGUCUCUUCAAGCAGCUGAGAAAUCUCUCUAUGAAGCUCUCGGCCAGAAGUACCCUGAUCAUCCUGAGCGGUUGGCUCAUAGUCCUGACGGUUCUUCUCCAGGUUAUGCCUCAAGCACCACUUCCUCUGACUGGAGUUUUGAUUGUUUGGAGAACAGUAGACGACCUUCUUGGUUGCACUCACCCAUCUCCAACAACUUUGUUUUCCAGUCUACUAGAUCCAAUCCCAAGCCUUCUGGUGGAAGUAACGUGGCUCUCAAGUCAAGUUUUAAUAACGAUUUGGUUUCUAAUAUGUUCAAUGACAGCGAAUUGGCGUUUCAGUUCAAUAGAGGUAAGGAGGAAGCUAGCAAGUUCCUUCCAAAGAGUUCUCAGUUAGUUAUAGAUGUGGAGAGUUACAUCCCACCAAAUAAUGAUCCUAAGGAGCAUCACUCUGUGCUCCCUUACAGAAGCACCGGAAAGAAAAAACAUUGGCGUGAAGAUGAACAUUUUCUGUCUGAAGAAAGAAGUAAAAAGCAAUCAGCUGUUUACGUCGAUGAAGCUGAGCUAUCUGAAAUGUUUGAUAAAGUUCUGUUAUUCGGCCGGCCUAAGGAGCAACCUCUAUGCAUUCUUAACGACAACUUCAUAAAAGAAACCGCCAAAGACGAUUCAUCAUCAAGUUAUAAAAGCGACACAACGCAACAGAAGCAUGCAGCUAGUGGCAACAGUUAUAAGAAAGAGACGACACCUGAUCUGAGGACACUUUUGGUCUCAUGCGCACAAGCUGUGUCUAGUAAUGACCGUAAAAUGGCGGAAGAUUUGUUGAGACAAGUAAGGCAGCAUUCUUCAUCUCACGGAGAUGGCACAGAGAGGUUAGCUCAUUACCUCGCAGACAGCCUCGAAGCACGCUUGGCCGGGACGGGUACGCAGAUUUACACCGCCUUGUCUUCCAAGAAAACAUCUGCUUCCGACAUGCUGAAAGCUUACCAGACGUACAUAUCCGUCUGCCCGUUCAAGAAAACAGCGAUCAUAUUCGCUAACCACAGCAUCAUGCACUUGGCUCCUACCGAUGCCAAAACCAUCCACAUCAUCGACUUCGGCAUCUCUUACGGCUUCCAGUGGCCUCCUCUGAUCCACCGCCUCGCUUGGAGACGCGGUGGAUCGUGUAAGCUUCGGAUAACCGGUAUAGAGCUUCCUCAACGCGGGUUUAGACCGGCCGAGGGAGUUAAUGAGACGGGUGAACGGCUAGCUAGGUAUUGUCAGAGGUACAAUGUUCCGUUUGAGUAUAAUGGUAUUGCUCAGAAGUGGGAAACAAUCAAACUUGAGGACUUGAAGCUAAGAGAAGGCGAGUUUGUUGCUGUGAACUCUUUGUUCCGGUUUAGGAACCUGUUAGAUGAGACGGUGGCGGUCCACAGCCCGAGAGAUGCGGUUCUGAAGCUGAUCAAGAAGAUCAAACCAAACGUCUUCAUCCCCGCGGUCCUCAGCGGCUCCUACAACGCGCCUUUCUUUGUGACGAGGUUUAGAGAGGUUCUGUUUCAUUACUCUUCUCUCUUCGACAUGUGCGACACGAGCCUGCCUCGAGGAGAUCCGAUGAGGGUUAUGUUCGAGAAGGAGUUCUACGGGAGGGAGAUAAUGAACGUGGUGGCGUGCGAGGGGAGUGAGAGAGUGGAGAGGCCUGAGAGUUAUAAGCAGUGGCAGGCGAGGGCGAUGAGAGCCGGGUUUAGACAGCUUACGCUUGAGAAGGAGCUGGUUCAGAAACUGAAGCUGAUGGUGGAGAGUGGAUACAGAAGCAAAGAGUUUGAUGUUGAUCAAGAUGGUAACUGGUUGCUUCAAGGCUGGAAAGGCAGGAUUGUGUAUGCUUCGUGUACUUUGGUUCCUAUUCUCUUUCUCGAUUCGUCUCCAUCAUUCGAUUUCGAUCGAAACCCUAGCUUCCUCGCCGACCCAACGGAGGAGCCUGACGAAAACGAUUCCUCCACUACUCUCCUGAGGUACGUCACUCAGAUCCUCAUGGAAGAGAGCGCUGGCGACAAGCAGUCCAUGUUCUACGAUUCCUUAGCGUUACGAAAAACCGAGGAGAUGCUGCAGCAAGUGAUCACCGACUCCAAAGCUCACUCCGCAACAAGCGGGAGCAUAGGGUCGUCGUCGUCGUCGUGGUCGAGUAGUGUACCUGUGCAUGAGAUUGUUGUCAGGAGUAUGUUUAGUGACGCGGAAUCGGAUUUACAGUUUAGGAGAGGGCUUGAGGAAGCUAGGAAGUUUCUUCCUAACAGCGACCAAUGGGUGUUCAAUCUCGAAAAGCCUGCUGUUCGAGAAGUUAUUAAAGAAGAGAGAGUUAAGAAGAGUCACCAGAGAGAAGUUCUUGAUCUUGAAGAACAAGUUAGGAGUAGUAAGCAGUCUGCUACUAACGUUGAAGACGUCGAGGUUACUGAUAUGUUCGAUAAGGUUUUGCUUCUCGAUGGUCAAUGCGAUCCACAAACAUUGUCGUCUCAAGAAACAAUGAGUAACAAAAAGAAGAAGAAGAAGAAGAAGAAGAAGAAGAGUCAGGUUAUUGAUUUUCGCACGCUCCUCACUCACUGCGCGCAAGCAAUCUCCACAGGGGACAAAACCACGGCUCUUGAUCUACUCUUACAGAUAAGGCAAGACUCCUCUCCCAUGGGCGACGCGUCCCAGAGGCUCGCUCACUGCUUCGCAAACGCGCUUGAGGCGCGUUUGCGAGGCAGUCCUGUCAUCCAGACUUACUACAACGCCAUCACCUCGUUGAAAGAGACGGCUUCGGAUAUACUAAAAGCCUACAGAGUCUACCUCUCCUCGUCUCCGUUCGUGACCUUGAUGUACUUCUUCUCCUUCAGGAUGAUCCUCGACGCGGCCAAAGACGCCGAGGUUCUCCACAUAGUCGACUUCGGGAUCCUCUACGGCUUCCAAUGGCCUAUGUUUAUACAGUACAUGUCGGGGCGUAAAGACGUGCCGAGGAAGCUAAGGAUUACUGGUAUAGAGCUGCCUCAGCGAGGGCUGCGUCCUGCGGAGCGUAUAGAGGAGACGGGGAGGAGGUUGGCUGAGUAUUGCAAACGGUUCAACGUGCCGUUUGAGUACAAAGCCAUUGCCUCUCAGCAUUGGGAGUCCAUACGGUUAGACGAGUUUAACAUCAGACCGGGCGAGGUUUUAGCGGUUAACGCAGGCCUUAGGCUCAAGACGCUUCAAGACGAGACGGGUGGGGAAGAGACUUGUCCGAGAGACGCGGUUUUAAAGCUGAUAAGGAAGAUGAACCCUGAUGUGUUUGUACACGCGAUUGUGAACGGUUCUUUCAACGCGCCGUUCUUUAUUUCCCGGUUUAAAGAAGCGGUUUAUCACUACUAUGCUUUGUUUGAUAUGUUUGAUUCGACGCUGCCGAGGGAUAACCAGGAGAGGAUAAGGUUCGAGAGGGAGUUUUACGGGAGGGAGGCGAUGAAUGUGAUAGCCUGCGAGGAAGGGGAUAGGGUGGAGAGGCCGGAGACGUAUAGGCAGUGGCAGGUGAGGAUGGUUAGGGCCGGGUUUAAGCAGAAACCGGUUAGGGAUGAGAUUGUGGAGUUGUUUAGGGAGAAGCUGAAGAAGUGGAGGUAUCAUAAAGAUUUUGUGGUUGAUGAAAAUAGUAAGUGGUUGUUGCAAGGGUGGAAAGGUAGGACUCUUUAUGCUUCUUCUUGUUGGGUUCCUGCUUAGUGUUUGUAGUUCUUUUUUUUUGUUUGUUACACAAGAUCAUGUAAUCUUAGGAAUAAUCUAAUAUAUCUUGUAGGAUUUUGUAGCUCAAGUUCACCCUCAAUAUGUAUACAAAACAUUUUGUA